AUGACCGCCAAGCAGGAGGAACAAGAUGAAGGAUGCUUCGCUACCACGUUUGAGAGAAAGUACUACAGCCGGAACGGCGCCUUUGUGAAGAGGAGCUUGCGGCCGCGGGAGUUCCGCACCGGCUAUCGAGGCCUGCACAUCCCUCGGCUGAAUAAGGAGAGGCUCAUGAACGAAGCAGAGUCAUUGCGAUUCAUUCGCUCGCACACUAAUGUCCCGGUGCCGACUGUGUACUGCGACUUCCAAGAUGACGAAGCCUACUACUUGAUCACCGAGUACGUUGAGGGCGUCGGCAUGUCGGAGCUCGCGGAAGAUCAAAAGGCCACUGUGCGGGAGGAGCUCCAGGUUCAUCUUGCGAAGCUCAGGGCUCUCAGGUCCAACAAAAUCGGCGGGCCAUCGGGUCUCGUGAUUCCCCCUUAUCGAGCUCUGCGGCUUACGGACGUUGACACUUGGUGUCUGCGGCCCUCUGAUCAAGACGAAUACGUCUUCUGUCAUAAUGAUCUGUCCCAGCAGAACGUGGUCGUCAACCCGGAAACGCUGCGGAUCAAUGCAAUCGUAGACUGGGAAUAUGCAGGCUUCUUCCCGCCACGCUUCGAGUGGCCGUUCUUCAACCGGCUAGGGCCUUUCGUAGCCAUCCAUGAUGAGAUUGACGAUGCCUCUAGUAUCCUCGAAUUUCUUACUUCGCAGGCGAGAAUCACUUGGCGACAAGAUCCAGUUAGGUCUAGCUAA
Verticillium dahliae VdLs.17 is the source of this 726-nucleotide messenger RNA. RefSeq lists its product as uncharacterized. The transcript has a single exon. The record is from RefSeq and is a predicted model, not a curated record. Lineage: Eukaryota; Fungi; Ascomycota; Sordariomycetes; Glomerellales; Plectosphaerellaceae. The coding region runs from base 1 to 726 and encodes 241 amino acids.